CUUUCCAAUUUCUAUAUUUCCUACUUGGCUGCUAUUUCCGUCGCUCCCUGGGUUGCUUUCUUUUUCUUGUAUAACACGCCUCCUCGCACCUGCCAAACGCCUCCUCCGCUCCUUCCCCCGUCGCCAGCUCUGCCCCUCACCAUCCCCGCGAAGAGACGUCCGCCAAACGAGACGACACUGCCGAUCUCCUGCACCUCCUUCACACGCGCUGAAGACACAUCGGCCCUUUUCAACCACACAAGCCAAAAUCCGGCUUUCGUCCCUCAACCGUUAACGAUCGCCGUCAUGUCUUCCCACCCGAGUCUCACCAGCACGUACCGUGCGCGCGCCUCCCUCCCCACGACUGGACCCCUGGCCUCGUACCUGCUGAGCCUGAUAUCUGUCAAGCAGACCAACCUCUGCCUCUCCGCCGAUGUCGAGACGUCAGCCGAACUCCUACAACUGGCAGAAGAUGUCGGUGACUCAAUCUGCCUGCUCAAGACGCACUGCGACAUUGUCACCGACUGGUCCGACAGGACAGCCCAGGCACUGAGGGAAAUUGCAAAGCGCAAGUGGUUCCUUAUCUUCGAAGACCGAAAGUUUGCGGAUAUUGGUGAAACCGUACAGAAGCAGUACACUUCUGGACACCACCGAAUCGCACUCUGGGCCGAGAUCACAAACGCCCACGUCAUCCCCGGUCCAGCCAUCGUGACCGCGCUCGAGAAAGCUGCCGACGCGACCAUUGCCAAGUACAACACAUCUGUAAACACCGAGAUUUCUGCCACGCGACAAUCCAACGGCGCCGAUGAUGACGAUGAAGAAGAGGAGCCUGUGGCACGCGAUUCGGCAAUCGAGUCGCCAAUUGAGAUGGAGGGCGAAGAGAGACGGCUGAGCAUCAAGGCUGCCGACCGGAAGCACAGCGUUGUGAGCGUGACAACCUCGAUAUCCAUGCGGACGGAGAGCAUAUCACCUCGUCCAGAGCCCAACGCCAACAGCGAAGAAGUCUUCAACCUAGACGUAGCUACCGAGCUCGUUCGUCUUGGCCCACCACCUUUCCUCCGGUCCCUCCUGUUGCUUGCGGAGAUGAGCUCCGAAGGCCAUCUUAUGACACCAGAAUACCAAAAGAGGACUGUCGAGAUCGCUCGAAGCCGUCACGAGUUCGUCAUGGGCUUCAUUGCUCAGCACAGCUUGAACACUGAACCAGAGGACAACUUCAUCACCAUGACACCGGGCUGCCAGCUUCCGCCGCCGGGUCAGGAAGGCAAGAAGCUGGGCGACGCUUUAGCUUCCAUGUCACUCUACUACGAAGCCGCGGCGGUCCUCGCAAACACAGAGAAUACCGGUGGAUCUCUGAAGUCGCGGAUAUACAACAAAAAAGACUUGAAGAGCACACCUGGCCAAUUGUUUGCCCUCAUCGCGGAAACGUCAAAAUGGUCCAUCGUGCUCAAAGAUGUGAUUGAAAAGACAAGAUUGCUUGCAGAGGAGCGGAAGCUUACCCCAAUACUCGCUCUUCUUCUUACACACGACCUGUUGCUUGCGAAAAACGGCGUUGCUGCAGCCACCAGCCAUGUCCUUAGACUCGCAAUAACUCGACAUAAAGCCCGCCUAAGCGCCGAACUCACCAAAUCCCGCAUACGAUACGGAUACGCGACCAUAGAGGCUUUCAGAGAGGCUGUGAACGACGGCGAGCUUGAUAAGGACGACAGCGAUGCGCCCAAGAGUCGGCACCCACGGUGGGUACGCGUCAACACUGUAAAGACGACGUUACAGCAACAGCUUUCAACAACAUUUGCCGGAUUUGUGAAGACGAAUGAUCUGAGCGAAGUGCUGUCUGCGCCUAAGAAGUCGAAAAUAUACUACGAAGACCCGAACAUACCAAACCUACUUGCCCUACCGUCCAAGAUCGAUCUGAGCAGGUCGAUCGCGUAUACCAAGGGUCAGAUCAUAUUUCAGGAUAAAGCUUCAUGCUUUCCUGCCUAUCUGUUAGAUCCGCAGCCGGAUGAUGGCGAUGUUAUCGACGCGACAGCAGCACCAGGAAAUAAGACAACGCAUCUAGCGGCUAUCGUAUCUGACAGGAGACAACCCGGUAACGAACAAAAGGUCAUCGCAUUCGAACGCGACAAGGGCAGGUCCUUCACUUUGCAGAAGAUGGUCAAGCUCGCGUCAGCGGACAGCAUUGUUCAGGUCAAAGGCAGUAGUGAUUUCAUCGCUGCGAAGCCUGGGUCUGACGAGUACGCCAAUGUGGGUGCUAUAUUGCUCGAUCCAAGCUGUUCUGGUACCGGUAUAGUUGGGCGAGACGACGCUAUCAAAAUGCACCUACCAGAAACGCCUAACAGCCGACCAGUGGCGCCAAAGCCCGAGAAGAAAGACAAGAAGCGAAAACGAGAUGAUGAAACAAGCAAGGCUGAGGCUUCAGCAACCCUUGACUUGGACAUGGAUGACUCAACUCCUGAAGAGACAGACACAUCAAUGCAGGGCAAGCUCUCUGAGCGGCUGGCAGCUCUAUCAUCUUUCCAGCUCCACAUCCUCACCCAUGCUAUGCGAUUUGCGAGCGCACAUAAAAUCACUUACUCGACCUGUUCAAUUCAUUUCGAAGAGAACGAGGGUGUUGUCUUCCAGGCAUUAGCAUCUUCUAUUGCAAAAGAACGGGGGUGGUCAAUUCUGAAGCGCGAUGCUCAGGUCGAGGGAAUGAAGAAGUGGUAUAGACGAGGUGUUUGGGAGGACGAGAAGCUAGAAGUUGAUGUACAUGAAUCCUCGAAGAGUGAUGUGCUAGAAGCUUGUAUUCGAUGCGACAAGGGCACGGAAGAAGGUACGAUGGGUUUCUUCGUUGCUGCCUUUGUUCGAGAUGGCAGCGAGGACUCGACACGAAUUACUGAUGCUGUGAUUGCCGAGGAUGAGGAAUGGAAUGGGUUUAGUGGUGAUGAAAAGGUUGAAGAGAAAGUAGAGCCUGUAGAGACAGGAACAGCAUUGCUCAAGCGGUGGGCCGAAACAUGUCCUGAGAAGAUUCAUCCCAGGCGCUCACACAGGCUGGGUGACCUGGGUUUCGUAGCUGGCCAAUGGUGGAUCAACCCAUUGUUCGCACACCAUGCUGGCAUCAUCGGGCUCGAAGCUUGUAACGGUGGCACAACGUACGACAAGCACGGCGCCUAUGCUCUACUGCUCAAGGAUACAGGUGAGAUCGAAGCCGCAUCUGAACAGCGCUUCACCUAUCGCGUACCACAAACCGACAAAGGCAAAUUUCGUCUGACCUCUGCCACUCCCAAAAGCCGUGAUCCUGUAAGAGUACUUCGCAGCCACAGUAUCAACAGCGUUUGGGGCCCAAAGGCUGGUGUAAGAUAUGAAGGCUUGUAUAGCGUCAAAGGAUGGUCCAUAAAACAAGCAAAAAGUAGUGAUCUCGCCGGCGAGCAAUGGAAGGAAGGCGAUAUCCUAUUCGACGUCAACUUCGAACGUACAGACUCCGUGCCUAUGGACAUAGUCACCAAACGGCCUACCGCAACCGAAGUAGACGACUACGCCGAAUACAAGCGCCUGCGCAAGGUGAACCGAGACGGAAAGCGUAAAGAACCAAGCGUGGUACCUAUCAAAGAUGAUUUCUCGAUACCCCUCAAAACUGCUCCUCCAGUGCUCCCAGCGCCUCUCCCGGUCGUCGAGGAUACCUCUUUGAACUCUCGCCGCAAGGCUGUCUUCAAACAUCUCCACUUCGACGAAGAAGCCCACGUCCAUAUGCUCGAGAAAGAGGUCAUACUCUCCCCCAAAUCCAUCCCAAAGACCGACCCUCUUACUCUCGCAGCCACAACAGCAGGUAAAAGCAACACCCUCGCCGUCCCCGCAUCGCUCAUCCGCACAAACACUCAUUAUCAUCAAGGACACGGAAAAACCGACAAUCUACAGAGCGAACAGCGCGGAAAAGCUAGCCCAGUUGGUUCAAAUACCAGUAGUGCACACACAUCCAUCAGCACAUUCCCUGGAAUCAACAUCCACGAAGUGGCACCCUGGAUCGAUUAUGACGUUGGACUAACAGUUCCUUCGCCAACAGAAGAUGAAACCGUUAUCCAUCAACGACCAAUCAUCACGCAGUCUAUUGCUACAGAAUCGAUCAAGACGAUUGAUACCAGAUCGUCUGUCAAAUUGGGUGGCACAUCGCGCAGCAAUUCUGGGACGAUAAGACAUAUGGGUCUGCCAAGCGCUUCUGUCAACGAGAGUGAUCGUGAUGAUUACUAUCAUGGAAAGAGAAAAGACGAAAGUUUCAAAGAUGGCCUUAGUCCGCACAGUACUUUGAAGAAAGACGGAAACAAACGGAAAAGUAUUUUGGUCAAAGGCAGACAUUCUACGGCUAAGCUUUUUGACGGGGUUGUCGAUGUGAAGAGAAAGAAGAAGAGGCGUGAUAUUGAAUCGACAGGUCUAGAUGGUGGUGGUGGCAGUGUGGUGUUCAGAGAUCUUUUCAAAGACUUCGACUUCAGUACAUAG
Molecule: messenger RNA, 4446 nt
Organism: Alternaria burnsii
Lineage: Eukaryota; Fungi; Ascomycota; Dothideomycetes; Pleosporales; Pleosporaceae
Product: s-adenosyl-l-methionine-dependent methyltransferase
Exons: 6
Biological process (GO): 'de novo' UMP biosynthetic process; RNA methylation; 'de novo' pyrimidine nucleobase biosynthetic process
Cellular component (GO): cytosol
Molecular function (GO): methyltransferase activity; orotidine-5'-phosphate decarboxylase activity
Source: RefSeq, a predicted model, not a curated record